Messenger RNA from Paramecium sonneborni, 1693 nucleotides. The record is from the annotation of a GenBank genome assembly. Lineage: Eukaryota; Ciliophora; Oligohymenophorea; Peniculida; Parameciidae.
AUGUUUAAUAUUCAAAAUUCUCCUAGUCCUAGUGAGACAGGUCAAAUCUAAAAUUUUUAAUUGUAAGCACCUUGUGUCACACAUCAAGGCCAAAAUGUCACAAAUUUUUGUAAACAGCCUGGUUGUUUAAUGCCUCUCUGUCCAAAGUGUAUUCCUUAACAUUAGGAUUAUCAUAGAUAAUAAGGAUAAUUUGGAGAUUUUGUUACAGUAGAUGAAAUGCAUGAAGAAACAUUACAAUUGAUAAACACAUAAUUAACUAAUUUGAAUUAUGCUAUAUAGUUACUUUAAUAAUUCAAAGAAUCAAAAACAGAUGCUCAUGGUCAAUUACAUACAAAGCUUAGCAAUGCAAAAUUACGUGUUUAAUAAUUAGUGGAUUAAUUUUUUGAAGAAUUGUUCAAUGAAUUGGAUUAAGUUACAAAGAUAGAUAGCACAAAUUUAGAUGUUGAAUUAUAAUAAAUGGAAAGAUCGUUAAAUUUAAAAAUUCAAGAAUUUUAACAUAUUGAUUAAAAACUUAAGACUCCAUCUUAUAUAAAAUAAAUAAUCCAAUUAUAAACAACUAAUUUCCUUUAAUAAGCUCAUUAGUAGAGAGUUGAAUGUGAAGCAUUUAUUGAAGAAGUUUCUAAGCAUACAUUAGACAUUUAAAUAGAUGAAUAAGAAUUAUAUUUUUUGAAGAUUCAAUUAGGAUAGUAUGCAACAAUAAAAAAUGCAGAAUAUUAUAAAAUUUAAUAAGCAUAGUCUUCUGCAUCUAUACCUAAAAAUAUAUAAUACAAUCAUCCAUAUUUAACAAAUGAAAUCUAACCAGUAAAAGUAGAGUAAUCACCAUAUAAAAGAUUAGAACAAUAAUGUAAAUUAUUUAAUAUUGAGUAAUUUAGUUUAGUAAGUUGGAAUAUCCAAUUUUACAAUAAAUUUACCAGAUUUCUUUGAUUAACUUUGCAGUUAAAAAUAUUUACAUUAUUUUACUGAUAAAUCAAUAUUUUUUUUAAAUUUGGAAUGGGUCUAGAAUCCAAGAUGGUAAGAAAUGAGAUUGAAUUGUUAAGUUCCAUUAAAAAGUUCUACUGUACGUUCUUAAUAAGGGAAUAUCUUUAUUAUAGGAGGAUAUAUUGGGAAUUAAUUGAGUUCAUAAAUAUUUAGAUUAGAUUUUAAAUAAUAGUCUCUAAUAACAACUGAUUAAUUAUAAUAGCCUCGACAUUCUUCGGCUGGAAUAUUUCUUUAAAAUAAAUUAUAUGUUCUUGGGGGAUAAAAUUAGAGUCAAGAUUUAAGUACAAUAGAAAGUUUAGAUUUGGUAUUAAAUAAAUAAAGAACUGAAAUUGAAACUAGAAUAAAUUUACCAAAAAUGAAUUAAGGAGGUGCUAAUUUAUCUGUUUGUACUUUUAGAUAAUAUUUGAUUAAAACCCCUCCAUUAGAAUUAUUUGAUACUAAAUUAUUGAAAUGGACAUAAUUAAAUAUUAAUAUAAAUAGAGGAGUUGGAAUGAUAGCCAUAAAUAAUUCAAAUAUAUUAAUAUUUGGAAAUGGAUAUUAUUAACUUUUAAAGAUGGUGGAUCAACAAAAUUUAUCUUUUAUAACUGAGAAUUUACAAAAUCCUCCUUAAAUUGGAUAGAUACAAAAUGGAAGUUUGAUUCAUUUAGGCAAAAUAUAUGCUAUAACUAGUAGCUGUAAUUUCAUAAUUGGAACACCUUAAGGAUGGACAUUAUGA